Messenger RNA from Megalobrama amblycephala (Wuchang bream), 6150 nucleotides. It is a transcript of the gene plekha6, whose product is annotated as pleckstrin homology domain containing, family A member 6. Lineage: Eukaryota; Metazoa; Chordata; Actinopteri; Cypriniformes; Xenocyprididae. The record is from RefSeq and is a predicted model, not a curated record. The transcript is spliced from 27 exons. The coding region runs from base 203 to 3874 and encodes 1223 amino acids.
GAACAAACAGGACAUAAACCUUUCAGAUGAUGUACCUUUGAUGCAUAAAUGAUCUAUAGUCUUGCAGGACAUAAACUGACUGAUAACUUGCUGACUAAGCACACUGUCUAAUGCCGAUAGCUAACACUUAUCUAACCGCAGUGAUUAUUUAAAACUUUCACAAAUUUAGCCACAGGCAUCCAGCUACCGGAUAUUCUGAUUCAUGCUGAAUAACCACGAUUCCUUUGAAUCACAGCCUUUAUGUAUGCAAGCCACCCCCCUUCUUCAGACCACACCACCACUCUUCAGGAGCACAGUAACAGGGAGAAGAGAGGGAGGCAGUGAAGGAAGUGCAUCGCGAGGACUUAACGGAGACGAUUCUCAGCCAUUAAUACUCACAGCAAGUCAAAAUGACCCUAAUGGAACAGUUGGACACCAGCAAGUGAUCCAGACGGACCUGGAAGAUAACAGACCUUUGAAACCCUUGCUGAGCUCUGAUUCGGAAAUGAACGGCAAAGCGGGUGGCAGGGGGCCCGUGAACAAAGCCAGCGAAGCAAAUAGCAACGCCAACAAUCUUAGCAUGGUUUCUGAGAUGCCCCCGGACUCCCAGAACCACGCACGGGGCACACGCACACCCAAGAGAGCCGCCACGUUUGGGAAGCGGUCCAACUCUAUGCGGCGCAACCCCAAUGCUGAGGUGGCCCGGCAGGGUUGGCUUCACAAACAGGCAAGCAGUGGUGUGAAACAGUGGAACAAGCGCUGGUUCGUGCUGACAGAUCGAUGUCUUUUCUACUAUAAAGACGAUAAAGAAGAAGGAGUCUUGGGCAGCCUUCCUCUUCUCAGCUUCAAGAUUGGACCAGUCCAGGCAUCGGACAACAUCAGCCGCAAGUUUGCCUUUAAGGUGUGGUGCGAAACAGAGGAAGAGGAGGAGGAGGACGAGGAAAGUGAGGAUUUAAAGGGCAGUAUUGCAUUCUGUUUGCAGGUUGAGCACGCAGGAACUCGUACAUAUUACUUCAGUGCAGACAGCCAGAAAGAGCAAGAGGAGUGGAUCCAAGCCAUGAGUGAGGCUGCCAGGGUCCAUAUCCCAGCCACUCCCAGAAAUAAAUCUGAGCCCAUCCCUGCAGCAGACCAAAACGACAUGGUAGCAAAACGACUGGAGCCCAACUCUCAUGCUGAGAACAACGGGCAGAGGCCAGACUAUCACGAGCCUGUCAAACAUGAGCCAAAUGGAGUAGAGACCAGAGACACAACACCCAGCACCCCAGUGACCCCUAAUAUAGAGGGCAGGAUGGGGGAGAAAGGAGGCCUGGUACCCCAUCACCCCAACGGCUGGGGUAACUAUGGUCCUCCUAACGGUUCAAGAUACCAGUCCCAAGAGAAUGUGAGGGACAUGCGGGAGCCGCACGAGGAGAAUGUGGUGAUGCGGAGGGGCUUUGUGCCCAGGACGGCACCAGAGAGACUCGCCCAGAGGAAAAGCUCCAUGACGCAGCUGCAGCAGUGGGUCAACCAGCGCCGGGCCAUGGUGCCUCAUGAUGACGGCCGCAGUCCAUCCAGGUACUACACAAUGAACCGUGGUAUGUCACCAGACUAUUACGGCAUGUACGGCGGACCUCCGUAUAUGGAUGAAUAUCCCCUCUAUCCACCCGGUGUCCGACCCGAGAGCAUCUGCUCCAUGUCGGCUGCGUACAACCGGCCAUCUCCUCGCUGGACCGUGGAAGAUAGAAGGCGGUCACUGCGAGAUGGACCCAUAUACGGUCAACCUCGAGACCCCCAGUGGAUGAUGGGACCCCAGGGUCCUUCCUAUUACCCCCAGCUGGACUCAGCACAAAACUCUAUGAGACGGCUUUCCAUACAGCCACGCUCACGGUCAGUCCCUCGCUCGCCUUCCUCCUCAUCGGGAGGACCCUAUUCUCCGCACAGCUUCGCCUCACCUGCCCGAUCGCCCAGCACCAGGUUUGAUCGGGGACCUGGCCGACUAAGAGAGGAGGGUAUUUAUGCUGACCCCUCAGUCUACGGACUCCGCAGGUCACUGAGCUCACCUAAGUAUGAUUUCCCUGGAGAUCGUCGCUCCUACAGCCAAGGAAUGUACCACUAUAACUAUCCAGCAUCCCCUUCGCUUCACAGUAAAAUGGAGGACAUUUUAGACGUGCAGCUUCAAAGGAACCUGGAGUACCUAGAUCAGCAGGUGCCUCCAUUCCAUGAUGUGUACGGUGACCUACAUCCCACAUUGAAGCUUAAUGAGAUUGAAACCAGUAAACUACUGGGCCGCUUGUGUGAGCAGCAUCGUCUUUUGAAAGAGCAGGAGACUGUAGUUCAUCGUUUGCGGAUGGAAAAGGAUAGUCUAGAGGGGGUGCUGGUGGCCACACAUCAGGAGAUGGAGCUGUACAGGAACCAGCCACUGGCCAUGGAGAAACUUCAGAUGAAGAAGGAGAGUCUACAAAACAAGCUGAUUAACAUCAGAGGAGAGCUGUCUCAGGCCUCCAGUGCCCUGACCACCACACGAAUGGAGUUUGAGGCACUAGAGGAUGAUGUGAACGCCAUCCAUGGUGACCUGUGGGAGCAGCUGAACGCUGGAGGGCAGAGUGAGCUGGUACACAGGCACAUUCAGAAAGAGUUCUGGAGGGUUCAGGAUGUCUUGGAGGGUCUGCACAAAAACAACCCGUCUCGGGGAACGGACACGGCCAAACACAGAGUAGCCAGUGGAGCAUCCGGCUCCUUCAGCACAAACAGCCCUGCGAGUCCCUUGAGUUCAGUGAGUCUGACGAGUCCUCUCAGCCCCUUCUCUCCUGUCCCUGGCUCUCAGGCCUCUCCCACGAAACAGCUGGCCACAGAGGAGGUUGGUCCUCCGAGACCUCCACUUCCUAAAUCUUACCAGCCCCUGGAGUCCUCCCAGUCCUUUCCCCCCUCCGUCCCUCCCCUGCCCUUAGACAGCAAUGCCUGGCUGCGCAGUGUGGGCCCCCAUUCAGGCAUCCACCAGGAAGGCUACAAGGACAACGAAGAAUUUCGCAGCAGAAAGCACAACUACAACUCACAGGGAGAAAAGACCAGCGACUAUGAGACAGAGCAAGACCGGCUGUCCAACCAGAAUAAAGUUGGAAUUGUUCCACCCAGGACCAAGUCGCCUUCAGAAGAAAAGAACAAUUGUGAUGCCGUCCAACGGAGAAAUGGGAAGGUGUCCAACGGUCACAUUUCCAGAGAAAGGCCAAAGAGUGCAGUGUUCCCUGCAGAAGUGAAGUCGAAAAUGAGUGUGGAGGAACAGAAUGAGAGGAUACGAAGAAACCAGAGCAGCUCCGUCAGAGACAAGAGGCGCAGCCUCAACCUCUCCAGCAAUCAGCACAUCGAUGGCUUCAAAACCUCAACUAAUUACAGAGUGGUGCGGAGGAGAGUGACAGCUGAUGAGGUGGAUAUUAAGGAUCUUGAGGCGGCCGUGAGGGGAGAAGGUGUGGAGUCACCUAGGCAGGAAAUUGCUCGCCUGCGACGACAGGUGGAGCCUGAACACUAUGACCUGGAUCUCAACAAAGAGUUGUCCAUGCCGGAUAAAGUCCUGAUCCCUGAGCGAUACUUGGACAUCGAGCCCAGUACACCUCUCAGUCCAGAAGAGCUGCGGGAAAAACAGAAGAAAGUCGAAAGAAUCAAGACACUGAUUGCCAAAUCAAACCUGCAAAAUGUGGUGCCUGUUUUGGACGGGCCAGUGGAGGGAACCAGUAACCCGGAGCAGCAGCUUCAUGAGCAGGAGAAACGCAUCGAGAUUUCCUGCGCGCUGGCCGCCGAGGCCUCCCGCCGUAGCCGCCUGCUCUCCGCCCAGUGCGUCCCCAGUCCCCCUGCCUCCCCAACCAGCCUGGUCCCUCCCCCUUCUGCUGACUACUCUGACUCCUCCCACAUCAUGAAGGUGUGAAGCUCAAGCUCUUGCAGCUGUCAAAUUUGACGGUGAGCCCUUCUGAGUGUCCAGCAGAUAAAGAAAAGAUGGAAAAAAUCCCACUGAACACCAAAAACAUAUGUUUUGCCUUUGUCAAACAUUGUAUUUCUUUUGAUUACUCACACAUCAUCACGCAGAGAAAUAUUUCGAAAUGUUUGGAUGUCUUCGGAGGGCCGUUCACGCGGUUAUCUGCCUCCAUAUCUCCGCGCGCUCCUCAGUCGGAGUGCGUAACCCACGGCAAAACUACGUAAUUGAAUUAAUCGACUCUUUUGACUCUGUUUCGGAGGAUGACAUUCAUAUUACAAAAGCUACAAACUAGCCAGGAAGUGGACGAUGUUUACAGAUUCAUAUCUGCUCUCGGUCACAUUACAGUGAUUGGAGUACACAGCAAAUUCAUGCUACAUGCUCAGGACGGAUUCUGCAGACACAAGCACGUUCGUGACAGGAAAGAACGCGACGGAGACCGAGAUGCGACCAGAGGAAAAUAGCCAUGCUUGAGGAAGUUGUAAAACCAGACCAAGGACUACAGCAAAGUUGUCAGCUAAGUUUAUUUGCAAGUCAUCAUGAGAGAACCACUGGUAUGAUAAUUAUUUGUGUUCAAAACACUAGCCUCGAUCGACCACCGAAGAUUUAUGAACGGAACUAAGUAGGGACUUGGAUUUGGACUGUGGCGAAUCCAUUGAUGUUUUGAGCCAAAAGAUGAUGUUGAUACUAGAAGACUUGGCAUUGGGCACUUCCCUUCCAUCAAUUUUAAGGCCAGACUCACUGUGACUCCUCCUGGCCUCCAUCUUUCCCACAAUCCUCUCCCGUUUCUCUUGAGAACCCUCUUCCCAUCAGCAUUGCAGUCUCUCAAACCAUUGUCAGGCCUUUAAGUACUGUGUGUAUCUAUAAAGAAAGCAUAUAUAUAUUGAUAUUACUCUAAUCUUUGCAUCAAAGCCAUGUGGACUCAUCAUAGUGCUUUUACUGCUAGGACAGUAGUUACCAAAUAAUGGUACCUAAAUACUUGUGAGCGUGUGUGUUAGAUUAAUGAGAAAAGAAGCCGAAACAUUGGAAGUGUCCUUAGAGUUGUAAGUCUGCUUGUUGAAACAAUGCGUGUUCAUGCGGGGCCAGCAACUUGCAUUACAGCCUGUAUAUAAUGACGUUAAAUUAUGUAACCUGUUGCCCCAACAGAAUAUCAAAGCCCUUAUUUGUGGAUCGUUUUGCCAUUUGGAGAUUCAUUUGGCUUUCUUUUCUGCUGUGGCACAGUUUUUGUGUAAAUAUAGAUUGACAUGGAAUUAAAUGGAACAAUAUUUUGGAUUAUUUUUCUAUCACUGGUAAUUACCUCUGUAAUCAAGCAGUUUGAUUAUAAUGUAUCGUAAAGUAAAGAACAAUUUGCCAAACAAUAUAAAUCUCCUGUUUUGUACUUCGAUCUUUCACCAUAUCGAAACCUCUGAAAUGCCAUGCAAGUUGUUAGCCCAUACUGUGCUUUCUGCUUGUCUUUUUUUUUUUUUUAACUCUUGACUAAACACUAGCCUCCGCUUGUGUAUGAGAUAUUUUGUGUCAUUUUUAUUUCUCCCAUUGGGAAAAUUCAUGGAUAUUGUGUUGUUCUUAUUCCAGAAAAGAAAAAGGAAAAAAAAAGACCCUGAAUCAAGCUAAAAACACAGUAUGAAAUCUGGAAAAGAAAGUCAAGUUUCAGAGAAGCGGAAUACUCAUUAUCACUUUUAAGCAAAAACAGCCCUGAAGGGGAAGACAGAGAUCUAUUUUUAUCAUUUUUCAGAAAGAGAAAAACAAGAUCAAUGCGUUGCAUAUUUUUCUAUGAUGUAUAAAAUAAGGGUUUGAUUGGUUACAUUUAUAAAAUGAUUAAAGAGAGUUUUGAUCUGAUAUAUUAUGGGGAAUUGAGGCUGAUAUAUUUUUAAUUUAUUGAACGAAACUUUACAGCAUCCUUUUGAAGGCCUUGUUUAAAGUGUUAUUUUGUAUGUAAUUGGAAAAAAAAAUGGUCAAAGUCACAGUUGGACAGUCAAAGCAGAGAUGUCUAAUAUUUGAUAAAAUAUGUAGCAUAUAAAGUGGGAAUAACUCAUUCAAAAUAAGCACAUUGGUCUGUGUAAAUAUUUUUAAAUCAAAACACUGUACGUCUUCAUAUUUACCAUAAUUAAUGCUAUUUUAAGGAAAAAAAACAACAAGACUGCUUGAGCUAUGCAAAUCGAACUAAAUAAUACUUCAUGUGCUUGCUUUAGAAGUACCCUCAUGCAAUAAAGUGAAUGUAUUUAAAACCUUCA